Vicia villosa (hairy vetch) is the source of this 1305-nucleotide messenger RNA. RefSeq names its product mitochondrial metalloendopeptidase OMA1-like. Bases 1 to 1305 code for a protein of 434 amino acids. The transcript has 5 exons. NCBI's taxonomy places the organism in Eukaryota, Viridiplantae, Streptophyta, Magnoliopsida, Fabales, Fabaceae. Gene Ontology annotation, molecular function: metalloendopeptidase activity. The record is from RefSeq and is a predicted model, not a curated record. Gene Ontology annotation, cellular component: membrane.
AUGCAAAAUUUGAGGGGAUUUAAACUUGAAUUACUCGGUACACUUUUCAUCAACGACGACGAACGUCCGGAAGUAAAGCUUGGAAGUGGAUAUUCGAGUUUUAUCGAUCUAUACGUGAGUGUGAAACAAGGAGGUGUGAAAGUGUGGUCAGUAGUUCAAGAGGAUAAGUUUGCGUUAGACAAAGGUUUGACCAUGUUAGAUGGAAAACCUUUAAUUGGUAAGUCAGGUUUGGAUGUUACAACUUCUGAACAUGUGGAUUUGAAUGGUGAAAGAAAUGGAGAAAGUAAGACUGUGAUGGUUGCAUUGAGAGGGUUGAGCAUUCAUGUUGCCACAUUCCUAGUAAGAUUAGCUUCAAGAAAUGUUGGCAUUAACAAUCCAUUUGUUACUAUGGCCAAAAUAUUUUACUGCAUGGAAUCUGAAAAAGUGCCUGAAGGCUUCAUCGAUUUUUUAAAGUGGAAAUUCAGAACAUACGAAACUGUUCCUUACACUAAACGAUCACGUUAUCUUUAUCUAUCCAUGGCUUUAGAGAGAAAAGGCGGUGAGAAGCAGUUUGAAGAAUUCAAACAAAGUUUCCUAGGAGAAGCAUUGUUGCCUCCUUUACAUCCACAUACUGUCCGGGCUACAAAGAUUCUCAAUAAUAUUUUUGAUGCAUUGCAGACAGAGAGGAACAAAAUGAGGUCUGCUUCUGAUUAUAGCUUUUUGCAACUUGUUUGGUUGCGUCUUAUUCGAAGGCCACCUCCUUCUAUGUCGCAUUUGGAUGGAUUAAAUUGGGAGAUUUUGGUUGUCAAUGCUUCUGAUUUAACUUGCCAAUGUUACCCCGGUGGGAAGGUGAUUCUAUCCGAGGUUGCCAUUCACCAUUUUUCAACUGAUGCAGAGAUUGCAACUUUUAUUUCACACGAGGUUGCACAUAUUGUGGCUCGACACAUUGCAGAAAAAGUUGUAAAAGUAAAGAGUGUGUGGACUUUAAUUGUGCAUAUGGUGCUUGAGAAAUUUAUCAGCAUUGAUUAUUAUAAGCAAGUGUGGCCACUUGUCUCAAGACUACCUUUCAACCGACGGUUUGAAAUCGAAGCUGAUUACAUCGGGCUUCUACUAAUGGCAGCAGCUGGCUAUGAUCCUCGGGUGGCACUUAAAGUAUACGAAAAGAUUGGAACAUUAGAAAGACAUGACAACGAUUCUAUGCUUACACGUUUUUUCGUUACCCAUCCUUCAGGAAGAAAAAGAGCCAAAGCAUUGGCUCGGCCCAAGAUAAUGAAAGAAGCUCUUGUUUUAUAUAAUGACGUAACCACAAGGUGUGGGGUUGAAUGA